GGCGCAGCUGCCAAGGUUUCCUUGAGUGUAUAUAAAGAGGAAAGUCUGUGGAGCUACGAAAGACAUACCAGGAAAUGGCGAUAUAUGGAAAAAACAACUGUUAUAACAACAGGAAGAGACAAGACCAGAAUACUUCAUGGAAACCAUUGAUCAUUGGUUGCGUAAUUCCUAUAGUGGUGAUGACCAUCGUGGCGAUUCAGUGCAUAUCAAAUGAUUUGCAUUUGGAGAUUAAAGACUUGGCAAAAAGGACAAGGAGAGAAGAAAUAAUGUCACAGGAGGAGAACAUAUCGGAUUUAAAAUGGGAUUCUAUGGAUUCUGUGGUUGAAUCAGAGGUUAAAGGUGAAUUAUGUGUAGGAAGCGAGAAGGGUCCAGUAUUAACAUGUUGUGUAAAAGUACAAUUUAGUAAAGGAGAUGAAUUAAAUGUUAAUGUAACAGUUGGACCUAGAGGAAAAUAUCAAUGGAUGAAAGGGUUUUAUAUGCAUAAUAAUGAAUACAGGGCUAUGGAAUGCAACAUUGAGGAAAAGGUUUUCUGGACCAUGUUUAUAAAAGGUCACCAACCCAUUAAAGUAAACAGUAGUCCAGAAAUAGGUGAAACCCCUUUAACAAAACAAGGAAGUUUACAACCUCUGAAUAUUUAUGAUGUACGAUCUUGGAUAAAAUAUGUUGAACCUGAGAAAAUACAAGAAAAUAAUAUUUCUAGUGAUGAUAUUAGUAACAGAGAAUGGCAGAUUCAAAUUAGUAGAGAAUUUGCAUCAGUAAAAUUAGGAUUAAUAUUUACUGAAGUUGAGAUUGUGUUUCCAAAUGUGAAUGUAUGGCCAAAAAAAAUAAAUGUACAAGAAGGCCAUAACAUACGAUUAAGUUGUAAUGUGCAAUUACAGUUACCUUAUGGAUCCACAAUGUCAUGGUCAAAAGGUAAUGAUUUUCGGGGUAGUGUAUCCUAUGGUUUGCAGGUUGUUAUACAUAAAGGCAUAGUUGGGAAAGUGGAAUGGUCUAAACAAAAUUUCACUUAUAGUCUAACAAAUUUGAAAGUAUCAGAUCAAGGGGAAUAUCAAUGUUGCAUAAACAUAGUAAAUCAGGAAAGAUGUAGCCAAGUCAAGAUUGUGGUCAAUCCUCACCCUGCGAAUAUAACUUGUGUAAAUAAGUCAUUUAUUCCAUCAAGUCCAUUUCAGAUAAAUUAUUUCCAUUCUAAACCUUUGUUAAUGAAUGGACAGUUUAUGACCAUAAUGUGGCAUUUUAAUUUAUCUAAUUGGAAAAUUUCAUCGAGAUUUCCACAGUGUAGAAAAUAUCUUAUAAAUAUGGAACAAGGUAUGGAGAAUUGGUUUGGUAAAAUGAGUAAAAAUAUAACCAGAUCAAAGAGAGAUUUAAUAGAAAAGGUACUUGGAGGUAUAGGUACUUUGGGUACUAUAACCAAUAGUAUGGGAAUAAGUUCCCUACAGAAGAAUUUAGAAAAUGUUGGAUUGUUGGACAGCAAAGCAAUGUAUGUUCAAAGAGGAUUGAAUCAGAUUCUAAAUAAUAUGAUUGUGAAAACAGCUUCUGUUUUCGGCCCUUCUGUAUUACACCUCCAAGACAUAACAAUAGGUCUAUUGAAUAGUGAGAACGCUGCACAAGUUUCAAGAAUUUGUAUGGAAAUCCAAAUGGAAUAUUCGACUGAUUUUAAAGUUAUUGCACAAGCUUUGCAGGGUGGAAUUUCUCCUUUAGGCAUUAGGAAUAGUUUACCCAAAGAAUAUAAAAUAGCCUUAAAUCAUGUAGAUUUAUGGGUGAAUAAAUGGAUUGGGUGUAAAAAUUCUGAAUGCCUAGGAACAUCAUUAAUACCCAUAGCAGGGGAAGAAGUACCAUUAUACUCCAUGAGUGUUUUAGGAAUUCCUAUAAGCCAGUCCCAAUUAUUAUAUUAUAAUCUACAGUUUAAUGAUUUUAUUGUAAAUUCAACAGCUGAAAACCCGGUUCAGGUGGAUUUGUCUGCAUGUUUACGGUUUAAUUCAAAGGUAUUAUGUUUACCUCACCAGUUAAGACCAAUUUAUCAUUCAUGUUUUCAUAAUCAUUCUACUUGUACUGCAAGAAUUGAAGAUAUGAAAUGUCCUUUUGAAUUGGUAACACCUUUACAAGAAACAAAAGUUUGUUUACAGGUAAUGGCUAAAACUGAAUUAGUAAAGGUAUAUUUUUCCACUUGCACAGAGAUAGCGGAAUUGGAAAGAGGGUUAUAUUGUAUAGAUAAAAGUCCUUUAGGAAUACUUUUACAAGGAAUUCUGGUUAAUAUUCCUCAAAUAUUAACAACAGAUAUAGCUUCAAAUCCUUUUCAAUUUAAUAUCUCCCUUACAAAUGAGUUUCCAUGGUUAGAAUGGGCAAAACAAAUUCAGAAAGAUGAAGGCCUAUUGCAUAUGUUGAAAAAAAGGUUACAAAAGACAGAAAUUAUUUUCCAGCAUGAGCAAGGGAAAUUAAAGGAGAUAGAACAUGAAUAUUCAGAGAUGUCUGGGUCUUCCUGGUGGAGGAAGAUGACAAAAUCAGUAAACAUGUGGUCAAAAACAUCUGUAGGAACAGCUGUUGGAAAUAUUCUCAUUCACCCAUUAGUUAUUUUGUUAUUGAUUAUAUUAUUUUGUAUAGGAUUACAAAUGUUUGUAAUGUGUAAAACUCGAUACAUGUAUAAUCAUUUAAAAGAAGUUAUUGAACAGAGCGGAAUAAUUUUCAAGCAAAUGGUAUAUAGGAAGGCCGAACCUCCAUGCCUCUUAGCUAAAACAGCUGAUUCAUGUCAAGUUUAAAUGUGAUACGGAAGGUGUAUGGAUGAAUUUUCCUAUUUCAGACCAUGAAAAGGGGGACUGUAAGAUUCUGUUAUAUUUUAAUUAUACAUUUUACUAACAAGAAGUAAUUCCAAUAGUAUCCUUGGCUCUUAGAGGAGACACUGUCAUUGAAAAACCUUGGUCAUCAGUCUGGUGAAUCCCUAUUCUUAGGAUUAGGGUCAUUCCUUUACAUUCUUGUAGAUCUAUUCAUGGUCUGUAUGGUAGAGUGUGUGUGUGUUAAAUGACAGGACAGCUGUCUUAGGUGAGGAGUAAGGAGAAACUAUAUUUGGUUUUUACUGUGAUGCAUGGCCUGGUCACAAAAGAGUUUGUACAGAAAAAACAUGUAUUGAGGUUUUUUCAUACAAUAAUAGUAUAUAUAUUAUACAUAUAAAUAAGGAAAGGGGUGUUUUCUCUUGAUGUAUUUUGAACAUAUAAGGUUUUGUGAUAAUUUAUGUAUAUUCAUUUAAGAAAGAGUGAUUGUUUUAUAUAUCAGACACCAUUUACAUUAUCCUAAUGAAUGGUCAUUUGGACAUAUGCCAAAAGUAAUCCUCUACUGCCCCCAAGAGGGGUAGAAACUUUGGAAGAAAAUAAAAAACCUACCACAACCUAUUUCUGGGAAAGUACUAAUAUGGACUUAACCACAAGUGAUGGAAGGAUCUAGAGGUAUUCAAUGCAUUUGUAUUGGACUGAAAAAGUAUAUAAACUGACCUUCAAGCUAAGAAGAUCAGAGAGAGAAAACCAUCAAUAACAAGGAGCAACUCUUCUAAAGGAUUUUGUCAUCAAGGACUGCUCUCUCUCUCUCCCAUUACCAGCACAUGAAGAUCAACUGAGGUUGUAUACCUGUUUUGCAAUAACUGGAUUUAUCAAAUAAAUAAUCUUUCUUUCAAAAGGCAUAACCCUCUGAAUUUUAUAAAGAAGUACAAAAUAGGA
Molecule: messenger RNA, 3701 nt
Organism: Xenopus laevis (African clawed frog)
Lineage: Eukaryota; Metazoa; Chordata; Amphibia; Anura; Pipidae
Exons: 2
Coding region: 75-2753 (892 amino acids)
Source: RefSeq, a predicted model, not a curated record